GAGCGGCGCCAUGUCGAUCGGGGUCCCCAUCAAGGUUCUGCAUGAGGCCGAGGGCCAUGUGGUGACUUGCGAGACCAACACCGGCGAGGUGUACCGGGGCAAGCUGAUCGAGGCCGAGGACAACAUGAACUGCCAGAUGUCCAACAUCACAGUGACGUACAGGGACGGGCGUGUGGCACAGUUGGAGCAAGUCUACAUCCGCGGCAGCAAGAUUCGCUUCCUGAUCUUACCGGACAUGCUGAAGAACGCUCCGAUGUUGAAGAGUAUGAAGAACAAAAACCAGGGCACGGGGGCUGGCAGGGGGAAGGCUGCCAUUCUCAAAGCUCAAGUGGCUGCACGAGGGAGAGGCCGUGGCAUGGGCCGAGGCAACAUCUUCCAGAAGAGGAGGUGAGGUCCUGGCCAGAGGGUUUCGAGGAUCAUGCGACGCAUUUCUUAUAUAAUUCUGUACACUGACUGUGUUAUGUUGUGACUGGUUGAUAAUAAACUUUUUCCAUAAACUG
This is a messenger RNA of Hypanus sabinus (Atlantic stingray), 500 nucleotides long. Its product is annotated as small nuclear ribonucleoprotein Sm D3. Gene Ontology annotation, molecular function: RNA binding. Gene Ontology annotation, biological process: spliceosomal snRNP assembly; RNA processing. The record is from RefSeq and is a predicted model, not a curated record. Lineage: Eukaryota; Metazoa; Chordata; Chondrichthyes; Myliobatiformes; Dasyatidae. The coding region runs from base 11 to 391 and encodes 126 amino acids. The transcript is spliced from 3 exons. Gene Ontology annotation, cellular component: U12-type spliceosomal complex; pICln-Sm protein complex; precatalytic spliceosome.